UUACCUUUUGUUCAUUUCGUAGCAGUGCGAAGAGAGAGAGAGGAGACGAUCUUUCUUUCCCAACUGAAACUCUCGACGUCAAGUUGCGUAGCCGUCGUCGCACUUGCCGAGACUCGAAAUCCCUAACUCCCUCGUAUCUUUUCUGGAUCGUCGAAGAUGGUAGCCGAUAGCAAAUCCGACCUUUCGCUGCCCAAAACAUUCGCCUGCAGCGCCUUCGCUGCCUGCGUCGCCGAGGUGUGUACGAUUCCGUUGGACACUGCGAAGGUUAGGCUUCAGCUUCAAAAGUCUGCCGUAGCUGGAGAUCUCACUCUCCCUAAGUAUCGAGGAUUGCUGGGAACUGUUGGUACCAUUGCAAGGGAAGAAGGGCUUCGUUCGCUAUGGAAAGGUGUUGUUCCUGGAUUGCAUCGCCAAUGCUUGUUUGGUGGUCUAAGGAUCGGAAUGUAUGAGCCGGUCAAAAACUUGUACGUUGGGAAAGAUCAUGUAGGUGAUGUUCCGUUGAGCAAGAAAAUCCUUGCUGGUUUGACAACAGGUGCGCUGGGUAUCAUGGUGGCGAACCCCACAGAUCUUGUGAAAGUUAGACUUCAGGCUGAAGGGAAACUACCUGCAGGUGUGCCAAAACGGUAUUCUGGAUCGUUGAAUGCGUAUUCAACUAUUGUUAGACAGGAAGGAGUUCGAGCUCUUUGGACUGGUCUUGGACCUAACGUUGCCAGAAACGCAAUCAUCAAUGCUGCUGAACUAGCGAGUUACGAUCAAGUGAAGCAGACAAUCUUGAAGAUUCCAGGUUUCACUGAUAACGUUGUCACACAUAUUCUCUCUGGACUAGGAGCAGGAUUCUUUGCUGUCUGCAUUGGUUCCCCCGUUGACGUGGUUAAGUCGAGAAUGAUGGGAGAUCCUUCUUACAAAGGCACUAUUGACUGCUUCGUUAAAACUCUGAAGGCGGACGGUCCUAUGGCAUUCUACAAGGGUUUCAUCCCCAACUUUGGACGUCUUGGCUCAUGGAAUGUCAUCAUGUUUUUGACCCUUGAACAGGCAAAGAAGUAUGUCCGGGAACUAGAUUAGUCCAAUAAACACUGAGAAACAGAACAUUAAGCAGAGAGAGAGAGAGAGAGAGAGAGAAUAAGAGCAACACUGUUUUCUUCUUUAAUUUCGGUGGUCGAGAGAGGCCAAAACUUCAUUGAAUAUUGUUUUCGGAAUAGAGAGUCGUUUUCAAGCAAAACUAUAAAAUAAAUUUAUGUUGGUUGCUCAAAAUAAAAUUUCUUUUGGGAUA
This is a messenger RNA of Raphanus sativus (radish), 1267 nucleotides long. RefSeq names its product mitochondrial uncoupling protein 1. Gene Ontology annotation, cellular component: mitochondrial membrane. Gene Ontology annotation, molecular function: oxidative phosphorylation uncoupler activity. The record is from RefSeq and is a predicted model, not a curated record. The transcript has 9 exons. Lineage: Eukaryota; Viridiplantae; Streptophyta; Magnoliopsida; Brassicales; Brassicaceae. Gene Ontology annotation, biological process: mitochondrial transmembrane transport; mitochondrial transport. The coding region runs from base 157 to 1059 and encodes 300 amino acids.